UGCAGAUCGGACCAUUGGGAGGAUUACAAUCUUGAAGGUUGGAUCGAAAGGGCAAAUCAGCAUCCUGUGGAGCAUAUCGAGAUAUGUAGUCCAUUUCACCUGAUUCCCUUGGGGCUAGGUAUUUUCAGAUUUUCAACACUUGUUAUUCUCGAAUUGGUGUAUCUUGAAUUCCCUGGCAAUAUCUCUGUCAAUCUUCCCUCGCUUAAGACCCUUCAUUUGAAUGAUGUUCAUUUCAAAAAUAAGAAGAACUUCGACAAACUUGUUUACGGUUGUCCCAUUUUGGAAGAUCUGAUUGCUGACAUUUAUUACAAUGAAGGAGAUCAGGGUGAUACAGUUAGUCCAGGAGCGUAUAAAAUCCUAUCCAAGUUGAUCAAAGCCGAAAUAAAUGGAUUUCUAAUGGAUGUUCCUUUUAGAGCAAUUUCUAAUGUCAAGACUUUAACAAUCAAGGUGUCUUACGAGCUUUUUGACACAGAUAUUAAUUGCUAUUGCAGAAACUUACUUUUAUUUCAAAACUUAAUCCAGCUUGAAUUAUACUUGUAUGAAUUUUAUCAUUGGGACAAUGUAAUGGAAGUGCUUCAAAAUUGCCACAAUCUUCAAGAUAUUACUAUUGAACAGGUUACUUAUGUUUGUGGAAUGUUUCUUUUAGGUUAUUUUCUUUGCUUAUGUUUCGUAAAUCUUAUUUUGCCAUAUGUUUUGCAGUGGAUAAACGACAGAAGCAACCAAGAUUUGUGCAAAAACUGGAACUACCUAAAUGAUGUUCCUAAGUGCAUUUCUUCUCACCUCAGAACAUGUACUUUAAUUUUCCAAGGCAUUGUAGAAGAACUACGAUUUGCAACAUAUAUUUUACAAAAUGCGCCACAUUUAGAGGUCAUUGAGAUCUGCAUUGUAGAUCAUAAUUUUACCAAAUACAAAAUGCAUCUUCCAAUUCAAGAUGCAUUAGAAGAAGAAUUAAACUCGUGUCCAAUGAUUUCUCCCAAAUGUAAACGCUCAAUUACUUUUCGCUAGUCAUUUGAUAUUUGAUGGUGAACUAUAAU
Messenger RNA from Medicago truncatula (barrel medic), 1034 nucleotides. RefSeq lists its product as uncharacterized. The coding region runs from base 397 to 1005 and encodes 202 amino acids. The record is from RefSeq and is a predicted model, not a curated record. The transcript has 2 exons. NCBI's taxonomy places the organism in Eukaryota, Viridiplantae, Streptophyta, Magnoliopsida, Fabales, Fabaceae.